AUGGUGGUUAACGAACAAAAGUAUGAUCGUCAAUUAAGACUUUGGGCGUCUGACGGUCAGCAGGACCUUGAAGAAUCGCAUGUUUGCCUCAUCAAUGCGACGUCCACAGGCUGUGAAAUCUUGAAGAACUUGGUAUUGCCUAACGUUGGUCAGUUUACAAUUAUUGAUGGUGAGCUGAUAAGUGAAAGGGACCUAUCUAGCAAUUUUUUCCUAGAAGAAGGUGACUAUGGCAAACUAAGGGCGGCAGUUGCCACUGAAUCGCUCAAGGAACUAAAUCCAUCAGUACACGGCCAAUAUUUAGGGACAUCUAUUGAUGACUUUCUAAUUGAACAUUGUCUGGUCUCCAGUUUCUGGAAUAAAUUCAGCUUGAUAAUAUUCACCUCAUCUUUCAAGUAUAAUGUCAGUUUUCAUAAACUAGUGUCGUUGAUCUACGGCAAAAUCCCAAUCUUAGAAGCCAAUUCCGUUGGAUUCUAUGGCUCGCUUAAAUUGAUAUUCAAUGAACGUACAAUCAUUCAGACACAUUUGAAUGAAAUUCCUGAUCUUAGAAUAGACCUCCCCUGGCCUGAACUUUCUGAUUACCUCAAUGGACUUAACAUUGAAAAAUUAUCCAUCGAGGAGUUGAAGAAUAUUCCAUACUCUCUCCUUCUCAUGAACUUCCGCCGAAAAUAUGUUGAUGCUACUGGUAACGAAAAGCCAACAAGAAAAGAUUUUAAGAAAUUUGUGGAAACUGAUGAGUUGGUUAAGGAUAUAAGAUAUGCUGCUUUAGAAAAUAUUGAGGAAUUGCUCAAAUUUUCUUGGAGGGGUACAACAAGAACUACUAUUCCAUCGACCAUCCAGCAAAUUUUAGAAGACUCUAAUACUUUAUCUUCACCUUUGUCUAGUUCUCCAUUUUGGGUACUAGUGAAAGCUUUGAAACGCUUUGUUAAUGAAAAUGGUUGCUUACCGCUAUCUGGUAAAAUCGUCGAUAUGGCGUCAUCUACAGAGAAAUAUAUUGAACUUCAAAAACUUUAUCGAGAAAAGGCUGAAAAGGAUAAAAAAUUAAUAGAAGAGUAUGCUUCAGAUAUUUCUGCGGAGUGUAUCGUUUCCCAGGCGCUCUUGGAUAAUUUUUGCAAGAACUCCCAAUAUUUGGUUGUACAAAAGGGGUCAAAAGAUUUUGUCAACAAUAAAAUGGUUAAUGCCAUAUUGACUGGUGAUAAUUCAAGUAGGGUAUCAAUUCAGAUGGCAUUUCUUACUCUUGGGGUAUUUUGUGAGAACCAUGAGCAUCAAUAUCCUAAGAUGGAAGAUUUACCAGAAUUGAUAGAUAUUACAGAAACAAGAUUUCUUAACGGGAAUAAAGUGCCAUUAAGCUCAAAAGGUGGUGAUGAGGACUCAAAAUACAUAAAAACCUUGAAAGAGUUCAUCAGAAUGGAAGGUUGUGAGAUGAUCAAUACUGCUUCUUUCAUUGGUGGCUUGGGAGGACAAGAAGCUUUGAAGAUUUUAACCAAUCAAUAUGUCCCAUUGAAUAAUACAUUGGUAUAUGAUGGGAUUGAAAGCUCUAUUGAGAAGUGGAAGGUCUGA
Saccharomycopsis crataegensis is the source of this 1557-nucleotide messenger RNA. RefSeq names its product Ula1p (gene ULA1). Gene Ontology annotation, molecular function: NEDD8 activating enzyme activity. Bases 1 to 1557 code for a protein of 518 amino acids. Gene Ontology annotation, biological process: protein neddylation. The transcript has a single exon. Lineage: Eukaryota; Fungi; Ascomycota; Saccharomycetes; Ascoideales; Saccharomycopsidaceae. The record is from RefSeq and is a predicted model, not a curated record. Gene Ontology annotation, cellular component: cytoplasm.